AUGACGUCGAACAUGUACCACAACAGCUCCGAGGGAGUGGGCCACAUCACGCCGCUGAACUACACAGAGAUGCAAUACUAUGGUAACAUCACCAUCGGAACUCCUCCCCAAAGCUUCAGGUCAUCCACUGCCUCGAACCUGACCUGGGUGCCCUCGGUUGGCUGCAGCGUCGAGCAGUGCCAGGACCGCCCUCUGUACGACAACCGCAACUCCUCGACGUACGGACCUUACGGUAUCUGGGUGACCGCCCCGUACAUCGGUGGUGGUGCCAUCACUGGAACGGCUGCCUACGAAACCAUCACCGUUGCUGGCAUCAACGUCACCGACCAGCUCUUUGUGGAGGCCACCGUCAUUGAUCCUAAGAUCUACAACGGCACGCAGUUCGACGGUUCUGUCGGUCUGAGCAUCGAGUCGCGCUACCUGUCCCAGCACUGGUCCAUCUUUGACCACAUGUUCAACCACCUUCUCCCGGAGCCCGUGUUCGCCUUCUACUUCCACCCGACAUUGAACGGCAGCGACGGUGAGCUCGUGCUGGGCGGCAUUGAGAAGUCGCACUACGAGGGAGAGCUCACCUACGCUCAGAGUACCACCGACGAGUGGUUGAUCCGCCUGCAGGGUAUCAAGAUCGGUAUGCGCUGGCUGCAGACCGAAUACAUCUACGCCAAGCCCGUCUCUACUCUUCCGUACAUCUACGGUCCCCAGUCGCAGAUUGAUUCCAUCAACAAGGUCCUGAACGCCUCCAAGACCUCUGGCGACGAGUACACCGUUGAGUGCUCCACAUCACGUCCCUGCCCAAUCUUAGUAUCAGAUUUCCGGCAAGAGCUUCGAUCUCCGCCCCCAGAUUACAUCGUCCAGGCACAGAAGCCGAGAAUGCCGGACCUGCGUAAGGUUCUCAGCAAUGGAAGAACCAAAUACAUGAGCGGGUGA
Molecule: messenger RNA, 927 nt
Organism: Rhipicephalus sanguineus (brown dog tick)
Lineage: Eukaryota; Metazoa; Arthropoda; Arachnida; Ixodida; Ixodidae
Product: renin-1-like
Biological process (GO): proteolysis
Molecular function (GO): aspartic-type endopeptidase activity
Source: RefSeq, a predicted model, not a curated record